This is a messenger RNA of Tripterygium wilfordii, 999 nucleotides long. Its product is annotated as coatomer subunit zeta-2-like. The record is from RefSeq and is a predicted model, not a curated record. NCBI's taxonomy places the organism in Eukaryota, Viridiplantae, Streptophyta, Magnoliopsida, Celastrales, Celastraceae. Gene Ontology annotation, cellular component: COPI vesicle coat. Gene Ontology annotation, biological process: retrograde vesicle-mediated transport, Golgi to endoplasmic reticulum; intra-Golgi vesicle-mediated transport; intracellular protein transport. The transcript is spliced from 6 exons. Bases 16 to 705 code for a protein of 229 amino acids.
AGUUUUGGGGUUAAAAUGAGAAUAUACAAAAGUUCAAUGCCAUUUUGGAAAGUACUUCUAUUUUUAUUUUGUGCUUUUUUUACAUUUCGUAACCUUUCGUCCGCGUUCUCUCUCCUCUCUCAAGAUUCAACACACCCCCGAGAUUUUCCCGAGAAAUUUUUGCCGAACAACAUGGAGUCAUGUCCAUCUGUUAAGAACAUCCUACUUCUGGAUUCUGAAGGAAAAAGAAUCGCAGUCAAGUAUUACUCAGAUGAUUGGUCAACAAACAUUGCAAAGGAAGCUUUUGAAAAAUCUGUAUUCACAAAGACUCAAAAGACAAAUGCUCGAACUGAAGCGGAGAUCACCAUGUUUGAGAAUAACGUUGUUGUGUACAAAUUUGUACAAGACCUUCACUUUUUUGUCACUGGGGGUGAUGAUGAAAAUGAACUCAUCUUAGCAACAGUUCUUCAGGGAUUUUUUGAUGCUGUUGGCCUCCUACUAAGAGGCACUGUGGACAAGAAGGAGGCUCUUGAGAACUUGGAUCUGAUUCUUUUAUGCCUUGAUGAAAUUGUCGAUGGCGGUAUUAUUCUUGAAACUGAUGCAAACGUUAUUGCGGGAAAGGUUGCAAGUCAUAGUAUCGAUUCUGCAGCUCCUUUGUCUGAGCAGACAAUAACUCAAGCAUUGGCCACUGCUCGUGAACAUCUAACCAGAUCCCUUCUCAAAUGAUGCUUGCACCAGAAAAAAUUAAAAGGCCAAAAGGGAUAUCUUUUUCUGUAUGUUGAUUUGUGCUAGAUGUGCGGAUUGAAUAUGCUUCAAUUUUGCUUGAUGUUGCUUUCGACAAAGAAGUGGUUGAUGCCAAUACGAGGUCCUUCGGGAGACAGUUGGCUUUUGCACCAUCAGCAUGUCAUCUGUAAACUGUUAUUGAUCACAAAUGUCAAUGGUAAAAUUUUAUGGAGUCUUCUGACUAGGACUUAAAUGUUGUGAUGUUUGAUAUUAAUCAGUUUUGAUAUUUGGUGUUUA